AUGUUGACACAAUACCCCCUGUAAAAGAAUGGUUUAGUCUAUAUCAUAGCCAUCAUGGCGGCGCCCUUUAGAAAAUUUUGCCUUCAUAUGUCCGUCAGAUUAUCUCCAGGUUUUCAGGCUGGAAGAUGUACUACACCCAGAGUUUCAGCCUGUCUCUGUUCACAACAAGCCACAAGUCCAUCCCCAGAGAACAGUAGAACAGACCCGCUCAAGCCUGCACAGCCUGAGUUUAUAGAAUCUAAAGCAGACUUCAAAUGGGUGGAGAGGUUGAUGCCAAGAUACCAGAUCCCACCUGUCCCUGAACAUCCACACUACCCCACACCGAGUGGCUGGGUACCACCUACGGAUCCUCCCCCAGAUCUCCCGUACUCUGUGCGUAGAACUCGCUUCUCUCAGAUCCCAGUGUAUGAGAAGUUCAAUAAGGACGGAUCACGGAAACAAACCAUCAUCGCUCACAUCGAGGGAGACAUAUGGGCAUUGGAAAAGGAGUUGGAAGAGUUCUUACCUGCCGUUAUUGGUAGAAAUCCUGCCAUGCAGGUCAAUGAGGUCACCAGAAAAGUUGUCAUUAAAGGCCUGGUAACAGAGGAGGUGAAGAAGUGGCUGUUAGAAAAGGGCUUCUGAGCCACUGCUGUAAGCUGAGGGAUCAGAAUGUACCAAAUACUAUUGUCAGGAAGUUUAGUUCAUUACAGCUUGAGAUACUAUAAAAAAGGAAGGAUACAGGUCACCAUUUGUUUGUGAAAUAAGAUGAAGACAAUUAUAUGAAGUUCCUUUUCAUAA
Messenger RNA from Branchiostoma belcheri (Belcher's lancelet), 777 nucleotides. Its product is annotated as 39S ribosomal protein L49, mitochondrial-like. Gene Ontology annotation, molecular function: structural constituent of ribosome. Gene Ontology annotation, biological process: translation. NCBI's taxonomy places the organism in Eukaryota, Metazoa, Chordata, Leptocardii, Amphioxiformes, Branchiostomatidae. Gene Ontology annotation, cellular component: ribosome; mitochondrial large ribosomal subunit. The record is from RefSeq and is a predicted model, not a curated record. Bases 55 to 621 code for a protein of 188 amino acids. The transcript has 4 exons.